Molecule: messenger RNA, 1104 nt
Organism: Cooperia oncophora
Lineage: Eukaryota; Metazoa; Nematoda; Chromadorea; Rhabditida; Trichostrongylidae
Source: the annotation of a GenBank genome assembly
AUGGUUACUAAGAAGAAAGCAAAGAAGAACGCGGAUUUCAAAAAGGUGAAGUUGAAGGUUGGCAAGAAGCUCAAAAAGACAACAACUACUGACACUACUAUAACAACGAAGAAAGUCGUUCUGAUCUCUCAGCUACAAGAGAAAAGUGUGUCGUCGGAAAAACCGCUCUCUUACCGUGGCUUGUCCCUGGAAGAACUAUGCAGGCAGCUUGGUCACUUCAGCAAGGCAAGUGCUUACUCUGUUCGGAGAGACGCAUUGAUGGGAACAAAGCAGUUGCUGAUGUCGCGUCCUGAUCUCAUUGAAAAUCAUCUUCGCACAUUGAUUCCUGCUGUAGGGCGUCUAAUUUCGGAUUGUGGGCAUGAUCCAGCUGUAAGUGGUCCACUUCGGGCUCUUCUUCGUGUCAUUUGUUCCGUACCUUCUCAUGCUAUGACUGCCCAUUUAACGCUUUUCGUUGCUCACCUGCUUCAUGCUCUUACGCAUAACGAGCAAGGAGUACGCAAUUUCGCCUUGUCAAUUAUCGGAAUGCUUCUGACGUCCUAUCCCAAAUUGUGUAGCACUAGUGCGGAUCUCUUUACAGCUUUCGUGAAAUUUCUUGGUAGCUCUCGGAAGCCAGCCUGGAAUUCUCCACACUUUCUCGAGAUUAUUGAAAUUUUCAUAAAGGCAUACACUGUCGACAAAUCAGCUCAAAAACAUUUCUGCGAGGAAGCUCACUUAAACACGUCUACUGGCGAAAUUUCAUCUAGCAUAAACCUUGUGAACGUCUUUCGUGAGGUGACGAAUCCAUUCGACUUUCCUGUGAUCAGCUCAUCGGCGUCUACCAUGGUCUCACCGCUUGAAAUUCCUGAGUCAUUACUGAAUUUGUGCGAAGUUUGUGCGCCAAUCAUUGCUAUGAGUUUAUUAGAAGAUCGAACCGGAGUUUUUCUCGCUUCGACCACUUCGAUAUUAUCAUUGUUAGGCAAAGCCGCUCUCAACCUUCCAAACGCUUUCCUCGUCAUAGAUUUUGUUCCUCGAAUGACUAAAAUAUGGGCUCCUGUUAAGAAGGUAGCAGCUUCAAGAAAAAGUGAAAGAGUAGGACUGGCUGCUCAGUGGCUCAAGGAUUUCUAG